CGGAGUAGGGACAUUACUACAAUUUACGGUAAUUUUUCCGAGGUACAAAGUUUAUCCUCCCGGUCUUUAAUUUUUUUUUAUUUUCAUUUUUCUUUGGUUUCCAACCCCGAAAAAAAUUUUUUAAUAAACUUAAAUUUCAGAAAUUACAACAAAUAUGUCAACAAAGCCGCCAAAAUUCAAAGAUUAAUUCAAAAAGAUUUUUCAACAAUUUUUAACCAAAAUAUUCACUGUAUUUUAACUCCAGUCUCAAGACAUUCUGCCCCCUUAUUUUCACAAAUUAAAAGGAGAAAUAGAGAAGAACAGAGGUUGGAAGAUUAUUUUAUGGCACCGGCUAAUCUUUGCGGUCUACCAUCAAUUGCUAUUCCCUAUUCAAAAUGUUCUAGAGGACUUCCCUUGGGUAUACAAUUAAUUGCUCCCUAUUUGGAAGAUUUACGUUUACUUAAAAUUAGUGAAAUGAUUGAAAAAUUUUUUUAA
Molecule: messenger RNA, 474 nt
Organism: Meloidogyne enterolobii
Lineage: Eukaryota; Metazoa; Nematoda; Chromadorea; Rhabditida; Meloidogynidae
Source: the annotation of a GenBank genome assembly